GUAAGACUCAAAAUGAAGGACGUGAACUCCAGAAGCUGUAGCUACUUUGUAUCUAAUACGUCUGAAAGUUUGAUUUAAAGUGCGUCAACGACGCUGAAACUAUCGAUUAAUCGAUCUGUUGACAGCUGUUGCAGCUCUGAGGCUCGUUUUUGGGUCCUGAAGGGGUGGUUUAUAAAAAAAAGAAAAGUUUUUCUGUUAAAUUUAACCCUGCUUUUCUCUGCACCUAAAUAUGUUUCUCAGUUAUUUAGUAGAAACAACUUGAUUGUUUAUUUUACAGUUUAGGUCGAUUUUGUUGUUAUUUAGUCUGAAAAUGACCAAAUAAAUAUUUGUCCGGUUAUUGUAGCUCAGUUUUAAAACUUCUUACUGAAAACUUUUUUUUUAGGCUUGGGUGACAUUCAUCACUUUAGUUAAUAUUUCAGGCAUCAGAUGUUCAUUUAAAGGUAUAUUUUUAUGUUUAUGUCACACAAAACCAGCUGGAAUUGUGGAUUAGUUUUAUUUUCUGCUUAAGUAGAGAACAGUAAUAAUUAGGACUUGUAACAGCUGUUGUUAUUAUUUAUUUUCCACAUUAAACCGCCACAUAUUACCAAACUUAGGCUGCAGGAGUGUCUGAGGGCUCUGGGAUGGGACUCUCCUCUGUCUUGAGUUGAUGAAUCAGCCAUAAUUGAGGCAAAUUGAAUUCUCGAGUUUGUAACUUAAUAAAGCUGAGUUUCUGUCACUGUGUAAACAGGAAGCAGCAGCAAACAGCAACCGCUUAGAGACGCUGAGAUGGACGCACACAGAAACCUGAGAGAAGCCGAGUCUGGUUAAAGCGAUACGGUCAGCUGUCAAAUGCAAAAACACCCGGAAGUUAACGUUCACUCUGUCUGCGAGAAGAAAGAAAUCCCUCCAUCCUAGGAAAAGCUGACAUUUCAUUAGAUUAAAACUUUGUUUUAAACAAAACCGUAAGAUGAAACGUCUGUUGGAUGUUUUACUUUAGCAUCUUUAUUUAUUCCUGAGUCUGAACGCUGGUUAAGAACUCUUCUGUUACAGAGAAAUAAUGAAGCUGAAUCUGUUUUUGUUUAAUCUCGUUAAUCCUGCUCUACAUCAGCAACACCGACUGUUUGCUGAUGAUUACCAGCUGUUUCAGCCAAAAGGGGCGUCAGCUGUAGACACUUCUGUGGGGUUUACUGCAGGUCGGGAUGUAUGGAGGUUAAGACGUCAUCCCUCUGUGGUGAAAGGCCAACGCGUCGGUUCCUGCUGGAUCUCUGACCUGAUCAGCUGAGCCGACCUUUAACCUUGUUAGCGGAUUCUGAUUGAAUUAUUGACCUUUUGUCUCCUCUGGACCUUUCGCCGGGGUCCUGCGGGACUGACUGGGACUUGUCAGACCCUGGUUCUGGGUUAUCAGCCACUCGUUUGGACUAGAUCAAACAAACAGAGCAGCUGUGAGUUUAGUCAUCAUCGGCUGACUUUUACGGCGACUCUGGUUGAGAAACUGGAUCUAUGGCGGCAUCAGAGCUGAUCCGCGCUGAUAAUGAUGUUCAGAUCACCGUGGAUUCUGUGAGCUCAUCAAACUCCCAGACACAGACUACCUCACAGAGGGUUGCCAACGGUAACCCUACCCGCUGUGCCUCUACGUCUCCGGCCACAGACGAGGGUGAAGGUCACAGCCGGGGUAAGUGGUGCGGGCCCUGCCGUCGGCUCAGGGAGGACCCUAUCACCAGGUUCUUCAGGUGUCUGAAGAACCGCAGCGAAUACGAUAAGAUCAACGGGUCGGACGAACACGACAACCCUCUCCCUAACGAGUGGUGGAAGACGGGCGUGGCCUUCCUCUACGCUGCCAUCAACCUGGUCUUCACCACCGUCAUCAUCACCGUUGUCCACGAGCGAGUUCCGGACAAGUCUCUGAACCCGCCACUGCCCGACAAGUUCUUCGACUAUGUGGACCGCGUUCCCUGGGCCUUCACGGUCACCGAGGUCAAUGGACUGAUCCUGGUGGGACUCUGGCUGGUCCAGUGGGUCUUCCUCAAGCACAAGGCCAUCGUGGGCCGUCGCUGUUUCUUCCUGAUCGGAACGCUAUACAUGUACCGCUGCGUCACCAUGUACAUAACCACGCUGCCCGUGCCUGGGAAACACAUGGUCUGUGCUCCCAAGCUCUACAAUGACUCAACAGGGAAGAUUUGGAGGAUCCUCCAGCUGAUCUCAGGAGGAGGUCUGUCGCUAACGGGGUCACACCUGAUGUGUGGAGACUUCCUGUACAGCGGUCACACGGUCAUGCUGACGCUGUCCUACCUGUUCAUCAAAGAGUACUCACCUAGCUGGAUGUGGUGGUACCACUGGUUCUGUUGGGCCCUCAGCGCCUCUGGAGUCAUCUGCAUCCUCGUAGGUCACGAGCACUACAGCAUCGACGUGGUGAUUGCCUACUUCGUCACCACCAGGAUCUUCUGGUGGUACCACACUCUGGCUAACUCUCAUGGUCUGCGCCGAGCUCCCAACAACUUCCUGUCUAGGACCUGGUGGAACCCGAUCUUUGACUUCCUGGAGAAGAACGUCCAGACGACGGUUCCGGUGGUGUUCUGGUCGCCGCUGGCGCUGCUGUCGUCCUGCCGGCAGAGGUACAGGGUGGUGGGGGGAGAGCGGGUGGAGUGAGCAGAACCGUCUGUCCGCCCACGCUGAUGCCUGCAGAGGUUCCAGAUGUCCUGGAUCACAACCAACCUUCAGCCACCAUCUACCUCAUCUUCAUGGUGGACCUCACAGCUACAUAUGGAGCAGCUGGAUGGAUGAGGUCCGCUAGCUGGAGAGAAGCUAGCGCCCAUUGCCUGCAGUAACCUUCUGGGAGAUUUUCCAUUAGCCCCCCUCCCACAGCUCUGUAAAUAUCCGAUAUAUCAGCAGAAACCCAAAGAUCAUAAAUCCAAAGAUCCACACGUCUUCUACAACAAGAUGAGCCCUCCUCGGUUCUGAAUGUUGUAAACAUUUUAUCAGUGGAGUUCAGCAACCAGGUUAAUUCCAGAAAGCAUCUAAAGAUCCACUCAGAAGAGACGGAACGACGAGCCUUGGGAAGAUCGGGGCCGGAGCCAAAAGAAAAGUGUCUGCUCACUCUGUGUUUUCAUAACUUUAUGUUCGGCAGCCGGUGUGGAAGACGGCCGCAGACACGAGUGCCCAGACGUCCCUCUGGAGUGGAGGACAGGCCCGAUUUACUGUCCGUAUCAGAGGUUUUCUAGAAGUAUUGUAAAUGUGUAAAAAGCCUUUUCUGAUGUGUAAUAAAACUUGAUGAUGAUGAUGAUGAA
Molecule: messenger RNA, 3263 nt
Organism: Nothobranchius furzeri (turquoise killifish)
Lineage: Eukaryota; Metazoa; Chordata; Actinopteri; Cyprinodontiformes; Nothobranchiidae
Source: RefSeq, a predicted model, not a curated record